Messenger RNA from Nicotiana attenuata, 2241 nucleotides. Its product is annotated as coleoptile phototropism protein 1-like. The transcript has 4 exons. The coding region runs from base 468 to 2138 and encodes 556 amino acids. Gene Ontology annotation, molecular function: protein binding. Lineage: Eukaryota; Viridiplantae; Streptophyta; Magnoliopsida; Solanales; Solanaceae. The record is from RefSeq and is a predicted model, not a curated record.
AAUGAUGUAAUGGUUGGAAUAAAUUUGGUGUUACAGCAUUUUGGUGUUAGGGUUGGAGAUGUUGUCAGUGACAGUAAAUCAUACAACAAUAGAUGGAUUUGAUAAUGGUCAUUAGAAAAAUAGGGAAAAGACACCCAUAAGUACCGUUGAUCUCAUAUGAGUGUUAACUGUUAACACUGUGUUUAGCAGGUAAACUUUUCUUUCGAGUCAAGUGCAUUACUCAUUAAUUUGGGAAGAGAAUGAUUGUUUUCCAGAGGAUUAAAAGUAAGAGUGGUUCCUAAAGUAAUUAACACUCUGUUAAAUUCAAUGCGUGAAAGGGACAUAAUAUCUUCUUAGACUAAAAAUUAUGGCCAGUCUUCGCUUUUGUCUUGGUGAUGGGACUAUAUAAUAUUGCAAAGAAGAAAAAAGUGUAUAGUUCAGAAUACAGAAAACUAAAGGGCUAGUAAGUAGUAUUAGGUGCUGAAAAUAUGGUGAAAGAAAAUCUAGUAACUGGUGGAUCAAUAUUUGUGGAGAAGAGAAAUCACUGUGUCAUUUAUCCAGCCAAUGGCAGUAUGGUGGCAGAGUCUGUGGAAAGAAGAAACAAGAACUGGUUUGUCCAGACAAGAAUUCCAAGUGAUUUGAUAGUACAAAUUAAAGACAAAAGCUUCCACUUGCAUAAGCUCUCCAUGGUUUCAAGAAGUGGAUACAUUAACAGAUUGGUAUUUCAUAGGAAUGGGGACAACAUUACUACAAUUCAGAUUGAUGCAAUCCCCGGUGGGGCUAAUAUCUUUGAAUUAGUAGUGAAAUUUUGCUAUGGACUGAAGAUCAAAGCUACAGCUUCAAAUGUCGCGCCACUGUAUUGUGCUGCUCAUUUCUUGGAAAUGCAUGAUGAUCUUCACCACGGAAAUUUAAUUUCUAAAACUGAGGCAUUCCUGAGUUAUGUAAUCCUUUCGUCGUGGAAAGACACAUUUAGGAUCUUGAAAAGCUGUGAAUCAGUUUCUUCUUGGUCUAAAGACUUGCACAUUGUCAAGCGUUGCUCGGAAGCCAUUUCUUGGAAAGCCUGCUCAGAAACUAGCGCGAGUAGUAUAGAAGACAGUGAAGUUUUGGUGAAUGCUAUGACCAAUGAUACGACCAAGUUAAAUGUCAAAAAGUUGAGCGGAAAUUGGUUUUUCAAGGAUGUUGCAUCCCUAAGAAUAGAUCAUUUUGUCGAAGUAAUUACAUUGAUCAAAAAGAGAAACAUUAAGCCAGAGCUUAUAGGGUCAUGUAUAGCUCACUGGACAAAGAAGUGGAUUUCUCAAAUCACAGUUUCAAAGCAGAAAUCAAAAGAUCAAGAAUUGUCCAUCCAACUACACAGAGUAACAACUGAAUGUUUGAUAAGGGUACUUCCUAUUGAAGAAAACUCAGUUCCCUGCAAUUUUCUGCUUCACCUUUUCAAGAUUGGGCUUAUUAUGAAUAUUGGUCCAAGAUUACAAGAUCAACUCAAAACAAGAGUAGCUUUCUUGUUGGAAAGCUGUAGUGCUAAAGACCUUCUAGUCAGGAACAGCACAACUCUUUUCGACGUGGACAUUGUUAUUGAAGUGGUAGAAGCUUAUGUCUCGCUUGCAUCAAAUAAUCCCAACUCAAAAAUGUCUCUUGUCGGGAGGCUAGUAGACGAUUACCUCGCCCUCGUAUCAAGGGACGCAAACCUUGUAGCGAGAAGCUUUUACUCUCUUGUAAAUGCAUUGCCAAAAGAAGCACGAUCUUGUGAUGACAACCUAUAUAGGUCAAUAGACAUGUACCUAAAGGAACAUCCUGACCUAACAGAAGAAGAAAGAAGCAGUAUAUGCAGAAAACUGGAGUACCAUAAGCUAUCACAGGAAGCGCGAACACAUGCCAUGAAGAACGAUAGGCUGCCGGAUAAUAUCAGGACACAAUUUAUACUUGUUGAACAGAUCAAUAUGACAAGAUUACUGACUUCAGCUGGCUCAAGUUACCAACGGACUAAGUCAGAGACCAUAAUGAAAGUCAGCAAAGGUGUAGGCAAGAGUUGGAUGAAUUCUUCCAAAAAUGAAAUGGAUGUGAUGAAACAAGAGGUUGAGAUGUUAAAGGCUCAAGUUGGUGAACUGAAGCAAUGUAGGAUGGAACUUCAAAGGCAAACCAAGAUAUCUGUUUUUUGUUAGUUCGUUAUGUUUCAUGUCUGUUACGGAUCUGGUUCCUUGAUUCUGAUCAUUGUAAUCUUCAUUUAUGAAGCUUAAAAAAAUUUCCAAGUUUUUUUUUGGUUAA